AUCCAAGAUUAUGAAAGGAUCUGUCAUCAGAUUGACUUACCAAAACAAGCACAACUCAAGCUUCAGUACCAAAGCAAAGAUGUGACAGCAAGAUUUGACCAUGUAUUUUGGUGUGGCGAUCUGAAUUUUCGACUCAUGAAUGAUCGUUCCACUGUCGUCGGUUUACUGAAGGAUCACCAUGAGAAUAAAGAACUUACGUAUGAGAACCUCCUGAAAUUCGAUCAGCUGAGAAGUGCUAUGCUGGAUGGUCAGGCAUUUUUUGGCUUUCAAGAAGGAAAGAUAAAAUUUGGACCGACUUACAAAUUCGAAGUUGGCUCAAGUCAGUUUGAUGAUGUUAAGCAUAGAGUGCCAUCGUACACGGAUCGAAUACUUUAUAGAAGCAAGAGAAAAGGCCAUAUAGAGUGUAUUCUCUAUGACUCAAUUCCUUUAAUGCAAACCUCUGAUCAUCGACCAGUGUAUGGGCUCUAUGAAGUGGUGAUUCGACCUGGAAGAGACAACACACGACUGUCGGCAGGCUUGUUCAACAGAGACAUCUAUUUAGAAGCUGUACGCAGGCGAGCUGCUGCCCUCGAAAUUCGACAAAGCCUUAAAGCCAGUCAAGUGUGUGCUGUAUGACAUUUGUUGCAUGGAAGACAUAGCAGAGGUAAACUUGACUACUAAUUGAGCAGAGAGAUGUUUCUAUGACCAGUACAGUGGCCACUUGUACACAACCUAUAUUUUGCAUGUUAUGUACUGGGAGAAGACUAAAGAACAGAAGAAUGGAGGUGCACAAAUACAUUAGAUGCACUUUUACAAUUAUAAAUUGCAAUUUUGCGUGAAGUGGUUAUACUAAUAAAAGUCUGCAGAUGAAAAAAUAACUGCACUGUGAAAUGCAUACAGUGGUGCUUGUGGUUACCUUACUUGCAUAGCCUCCAUGGGUGUCCUGCUGUGUAUCGAAUAAAGUAUAGAAAAUACAAUUGUUGUGUGACAUCUGGUAUAAAUGCAAGGAAAGCAUACAGGGCAUUAUUAGUAGUUUUUAUAUUUGAAGCUUAGUAAUUAUGAUGAUAGUGGAAAUGAAUUUAGUGGAUGAGAAAAACAACUUGCUUCUGGUGUCGACGAACCUUUGGCUUGUUGCCUUUUUUGUCCACUUCGAAUAAUUUCCUCUGAUGUCAUUUGUACUACAAUUAAAAGCCACAAAUAAUGCUUCUAUGCUAUUCUUGUGGUUUCAUAAGAUCGGGUGUCAUAAACAAGUAUGCCAUUCAAUCCAUUCCUCCUUUUUUUGUUUACUUGUUAUUGGUCACUUGCAAAGAUAUCAAUUUUUUUUUGAUAAUGUGAUAUUAUGCUGAGAAAGCUGAUAUUUAGCAAUUAUUUCUUCCUAUUUAGGUACGAAUCUCUUAGUGUGUUUUGUAUAUCCUCUAGGAAAUGUAUCCUAUCUUGAGUUACGAAUACGUAUGUGUACUUCAUUUUUUAAAUUGAUUUUUUGCUUUGGGUAUGGUGUUUUUAUAAUUUAACUGCCAGUGCAAUGCAUGUUGAAUGUAUAAGGUUUUUAAACUUCAAAAGUUCACAGUGUAUUAGUUGAAUGUGUUUGCCCAUUGCCAUGUUGAAGGAGCCUGGACACCUUUCAAGUGAACUACCGUCCAUUUUACAUCCAGGCCUCUUCUGUUUUUUCGUAGCUAUAGAAAAUGGAUGAAAUAAAGUUAAACGUGAUAUGAAGAAAGUAGCCAAUUAACAGGUGAUGGUAAGUUCUCCAAUGGCUUUGAAAGAUUUCCUUUUGCAGGGAAAUAAUUGGCGGAGUAAUGAAGAUAUAUAAAGGUGUUUGGUGCUUUUGUCUGCGAGUCGUUCCUGUCUGUGAUGGUAAAAACUAAAAAAAGAGAAAAAAAUCUUCAUGAUAAUAAUUGAAAGGAUUUUCCUCUGCUGCUGCAUUGUGGAUAUUUUUUAAAAACACUGUAAUUUGUGUUUGCAUCCAUUGCCUUUUUUUAUGUCCUGAUCUCUUUAUGUACAAAAAGCAUCAAGCCACACCUUUUCCUGAAGCUUUUCCUUGUUUUGCCUUUUCCAUUGAAGGCCACAGUUGUCUUUCACACAGUUUGCUGCACACACAAGAUUUGCACUAAAAUAUCACCAAGAUCUUUAAAGUGCUCUGUACGUGUAGAAAAUAACUAUGUAGUAGUUUAUAGAAUGCUCUUUCCUAUCAUUACCUGAAAUACUUCAAUUAAGGGUCUUGUGCAGGAAUACAAUGAAAUGUUUUGAUAUGGUCUGCACAUGUCUUGAAGGCUAUCAUCCUGGUCGUAAUGGUUGACUCAGAUUGCGAUGUGAAACUCUACCCUCCCUAAUGAAAAAUUGCAGAGGACCAAAUAGGGGGAUUGGGCAAUAUGAGUGGUUUUCAGUGUCACCAGGAAAACCAUUCCAAUCUGUUGAAAGUCCCUGCAAAGAAUGGUGGCUGGUGUGCUAAAAGAGGGUGGGCCAAUCUAAAACUGCUGAGAUAGAAUAACAAAUGAGGGCAAGGCAGGAAAUUUAACUGGAAAAGAAGUUUCUGGUUUGCUACCCUUCACAAAGGGGAAGAAAAGGGGAAGUGAAAGACUGGAAGUGCACAAUAUGAAAGAAAAAAGCUUCCACAAUGCACAAAAGAUCAAUGAUGCCUUGAUUGAUUUUUGGUGUGGCUACUAUUUAGAGUGGCAUGAUAACUAGAAGGAUAAUGGGCUGGUGUGAUGGCAGAAACUCAAUGUGCUGUCUGAUAAAAAAAGUUGUUUAGGCAGAAUCAAUCUAUUUCGUGAUGUGAUGAAAAUUCUGGAAGGUUAGGUGUGCUUUCAUGAUGGUAACACUUGAAUGAGAGGAAUGAUCACAGAGUAAUAAAUAAAUGUCAUGGUUUAGAACAUAAUAUAAAGUAUUUAUGAUUAUUUUGUUGAUAAUACCAGACUGGACAUGUGUGUAUCAGUUUAAGCUAUAUUAAAGUUUGAUACACUGUAGUCUCACUGAGGAAAAGGCUAAAUGUAGGUUUCAAAAGUACUAUAUGUGUGAAAACACCAUGUAAGAUCAGAAAAGUUGUUGCCUAAAUAUGUACCUGUAAGGGCCUGCAUUGAUGGUUUGAGUCAUGGGUGAUUACUCUGAUACAGAGUAAGAAUGAUGCGGAUGAAAAGGAAGUAAUGAUGAUCUCUCAGCAUUUAAUGACAUGGGCCAUGUAGUGCACUAGUUCAAUGCUGAGCGAAAGUCUGGCUGAAGGGCAUUAACAUCAGUGAGGUUAUUGAUUAAUAAAUUAUACAGUAAUUUGUGAACACAUAUAUAUUCAAACACAAAUUUGUGAAUCAGUAAUCCUUAUUAAAUGUAAAUUAUGGCCAAGAGCUGCCCUGUUUUGCAACUGAUACUAUGGGACAUCAAGAAAAAGAAUGGUUGAAUGCUUGAAAAAAAAAAAAUGCAUGAAUAGUCUUUUUUGCACCCAACUCUGCUAUCAUAUUUGUCUUAGCAAUAUUAUUGCCAUAAUAUCCAAGAUUUUUUAUAUGGAUUAAGGCGAAUCAUUGUGUGGACCAUAUGUAUAUUGGUUUACUUGUCCAUAACAUACCUGUUUUAAUGUGCACAUUGGUAUUUCAUUGUUUUACUUUCACGGAAUUUAGCAUCUAUAUAAAAGCAUUUUGCCUUGAAGAUACUCUUUAACCAUAUACUAAUGCUUAACACUGAUUGAGACAGGAGGAGGAAUAAGGAUGCUAGAACUGUUUGAAAGCGCAGUGCACCAUUUUUCCUCAAGUGUUUAAUACGAUCGAACCCAUUUGUAAUGAUCCCAGUUAUGACAAAUGUACAGUUACUAUGAGCAAAGUAAGUACAGCCAUCACAUUUUUCAUGAGGUGCAUGGCAGCAUGUCUCAAAAUUGGUUAUUAUGGCAUUGGGAUGCUUUAUUUUAAAGCAAAUGUGUAAGUAUAUCUUUGUCUUUGAUUAAGGUGCCACUAUCUUGCUGUUUAGCACUCUGCUCAGCAGUGACAAUGCCUUUUUUGCCAUGCAGUGCUAUAUUGAAUUAACAGUCAUUACAUAUGGGCAUUAUUUGUGCAUUCAUGAGUUCUUCUUACUAACGUGAACUUGAGUGCAUGUUGUUUGCAAUUGAGCGCAUGGCCACUGACAUCCCACUAUGGCAGGAGUCUCACCUGAGCCAGCAGGUUGCAGUCGCGCAAUUCAGUCCUGUAAGGGCCAGUACAGAAAAAAAGGUAAAAGCGAGGGAUGAGGAGGGGAAGGUGUGGUUUCUACAAAUUGUCAGCAAACUUUAUCAUUUGAAAGAAAACCUUUCCCAUAACCCUUACAGGGAUAAUUUUGAAGAAGAUUCAGUGCACAGGAUUUCAACAUGACAAUACCAAUUGUCAAAGUGACCAAUAUCUGGGUGUCGAUUCUCAAAUAUAGUUUUCGUUUUGCAGUUAGGUUUCAAUACAUGGUUUGAAAGAAUCCAGUAAUAUGCCUUGUGCUAGUUGUGCAAGAGACGUACGAGGCCAAUGAGGCAGAAUUAUCACAAAGCUCGUAAUUAUCGAGAGGUGGUAUCAACAGCUUUCCACCACAUUUUGUACUUCAGCACUCCUUGCGAACUGAAAUGCAGUAUCAAAGUUUCUUGCAUAAUGACUCGUAUACAGACUCACGCGAGAUAAAUGUGCAAUUUCUCUGUGAGUGUGGCCACUGAACGUAAUUUCGGCUUUGACAUAAGUGGGUUACAAUUACGCGGAUAUGACAUGAACUGAAGGUAGUGGGAAUGAAAGCAUGUACAUUAAUUUAGCCAUAAUGGUUAUUUUGAAUUUGUGAGCACUGUACACUUCAGCAUUGUAUGUGCUAUACUGAAAUGUUAUAAUGCAUUACCAUGAACUUGCAUGGACUAAGUUAGUUUGUGUGUAAAAGUUAUUAUAGGUAAGGGUGUGCGCAUGUGUUAGAAAAUUUUGAAUUUAGUAACGUGCUGUUCAGGUCAGUUUUUGAAUCAAAUAAUUGAUAUUCGUAAAUAAAAAAAUUAAUAGUAUACAAGUGUUUUAAAGUGUCAACUGUGCACAAAUGAAUGCAUAAGUCUUGCAAUACCAUGAUCAAUUUUAUCUCUGUAGAAAUAGUAGCAUAGCCAUAAAAGAGAGUGCUUAAUCAGUAGUGCAUUAGUCUAUGCUGCUCAAGAAGCCAGGCUUGGCACUUGCUACUUUGUUUCCACUGCUAUAUUGUGCUUUUAGUGCCAAGACUACGAAUACUGGGAUGUGAGCAUCAUUUUACGUUAAUUUUAAAAACUACUGUUAUAUAUUUAAAGUAUUCCGUUUAAUUCACCUCUAACCUAUUUUAUUUGGUUUCUAAAUUCGCCAUUUGCACAUACUCAAUCAUAAGUAACAUACUCAUUAUAAGCACAUACUCAUUAUAAGGAUCGAGCAUAAAAUAUAACCAAGGUUAACCGUACCUUUCGUCAGCCUUUCAUGGUUGUGAUGAUAAAACAAUAAUCAUGUGACAAUGCAAAGAGAAUUCUAUUAGUUAUUUUUAGUCUGCCUUGCAUGGUUCUGAUGAUAAAACAAUAGUCAUGAAUAAUGCACGGAGAAUUCUACUAGUCAGUUUAGGAAGUGAAUUAGGAUCAGUUCAUUCCCUGGAUCCUGCUCCUAAAAACUUACUUCUACCCUGCAGAGUUAUGUUCUCUUUCGUCCCAACAUUUUCGACAAGUACUGUUGCUUACAAUACCAUGCUUGAGGCUCGAGCUCACCUGAUGAACCAGUACACUCAAAGGCAAAAAAGAGAUAUGGACCAAGGAGUAAAGAGAAAGCGAGGAGAUAGUGUCUGUGAGCAAGAAAGGGCAGUGAUUCUGUGCAAGUGGCUUACUAUAAAAGAUGCAUCUUGGAAAGGCAUCAUUAGAGAUCAAAAAGUGUUUUUAUGCUCGCAAGCACUUAGGGGCCUGAUAUACCCUCGUUAAUUCAAACGCAAAGAAUUAUCAAAAAGUUUUGAUUAUCAGAAGUUCUCAGAUAUAUGACUGAGUUAGGUGACACCACAUAUUUUGAUAAGGCAUUGAUUUUAUCAUAUUUAAAAAUUUUUGAAGCAGUUUUGAACUCUAACUGCACACAAUGAACAAAAAGCAAAGGUGUAAGGUCCACAAGUUUAUUGGCCAUUUACUGCUGAUCAGACCUUUUAAAGAAAUCGUGAAUUGCCUACUGCUUCCUUGCUAUAUGUACCUUCAGCACAAAGCUCUUUAUACCAUUUGAGAAGCAUCACAGCUUACUAUGCAUGUGCUUCGUUUCAAACAUUUGUUUACUAGCAAAGCCUUUCUUUUUGAAGGCCUGGGGGGCCUAUUUUUUAUUUUUAGACUGUUAGGAAUUUAAACACAGAAAUUUUUAAAUAGUAGUGAGAAAGCAGCAGAUAUUUUUCGGUACAGCAGUGCAAAAAGUAUUAACCAAAUGAUGGUGUUUGAAUUAAGAAGCAUUGAAAUAGAGGGCCAACCAAAAAAUUUAAUUUUGUUUGAAUUAACCAAGAGUAUAAAUUAUCAGAGUUUAAACUAUCGUCAGUCUGCUGUACUAAAUUUUAGUCUUUGUUUGGACAAUAUAUUGCCCAAACAAAGACUAAAAAUUUAUGACUAAAAUUUAAAACACUAUAGUAUUUUAUUAAUAAUACUAGGCAGUAAACAAUUACCACAUACUAAUGUUUAUACGCCUUGCUAUUCAUGAGAUGGCUGUUUCAAGCAGAAAUAACUUUUUAUAAUAAAAGAUGCAAAAUGUUUAUAUAUAUUAUGGCAUCUCUCAUACAUUAAAACCUUGUGAAUUGCCUGAAGUAAAAUUUUGGACACCAUUGGUGUCACUUUGCUUGUGGUUGGUAGUGCUGAUAGUGAAGUUGAUUGAAUGAAAAGAGUGCAGGCUGUGAUAGCAAAUUACCAGAAUGAUGGCACAUACUAAAAGUCGCAAGUUGUGAGCUGUAUACUUUGCUGAAGCUUGCAUGCAUUAGCACUUUUAAUAGCAAUUCAUAGGAAAGGGACAGAGCUGUCUCGCUCGUCAGGGUAAUGCAGCAAGAAAGGUUGUGAGGUGAGGGAACGCGCUUGUUGGUGUUAUUAAAUAAUUGUCUCGUAGUAUUGUGUGGCCUCUGCAAUCCCACACUGAUAAGUGUAGCCAGGCAAAUGCGCCAUGAAAACUGGUCUCUUGCCAAGUUUAAAAAAAUAUUCUUUAUUGGAAAUGUUUGUGAUAGUAGUAAUCCAUUUGAAGUGUGUGUGUUAAUAUGAAAAUAGCAUCUCAUGUUCAGCCAAAAGGAGUAAUGUCAUUACUAUUGGGUUCUUUUUGACCAGUGUGUUAAAAGAGUUUCUUACUUGACAUUGCUGAGCAGCUUUGCACUACAGGGGCCACAAUAUUGUUGAGCAUAGGGCCAAGCAUUAUAGGAGGGAAAGUUUUUGUGAAUGUUUCUGUCUCUAUGUAAACCUUGCAUUAUUGUUUGUUUUGUGGUUACCAGCAAUAAAGUAGAA
Rhipicephalus microplus (southern cattle tick) is the source of this 7396-nucleotide messenger RNA. Its product is annotated as phosphatidylinositol polyphosphate 5-phosphatase type IV. Lineage: Eukaryota; Metazoa; Arthropoda; Arachnida; Ixodida; Ixodidae. Gene Ontology annotation, molecular function: phosphatase activity. The record is from RefSeq and is a predicted model, not a curated record. Gene Ontology annotation, biological process: phosphatidylinositol dephosphorylation.